ACAAAGUCCAAAGAAGCAUAACAAGGUUCAUGAAAUCCAUUCUCAACAUCGAAAUCAAACACACCUAUCACAAGAUGGAACAGCUGCGUAGGAGCUUAGCAACGUUGUCAGACGGCAUCACUACAUCCGGCAUUCCAGAAAACAUCAGCAAAAGUUUUCUCGAAAGCCAAGCGAGGUUCAACGAGAAGAACAUUCGUGAAAGGACAAACAGGACGAAAAGAAAGUUCAACAACAUUCUGCUACGCUCCAGUGAACGAAAUGAAGAAGAGAACACUAUCAGCGGGAAUCCAAAGGCCAUUCACAAUGGCACCCAAACGACGAUUCCGCCGGAAACCGAGAUUCUUCUAAGCCUGGGACCAAAGUUCGCCUUGCCUAUGACCGAACUGCAGCAGGUUCCAUUCUAUCACCUAAUGGCAGAUGCAGAGCAAGUGUUAAGAACAAAUCCAAACACCGUCAUCCAAGAUCAAACUAGGUGCGCGGUUGCGAAUGUGAUAACGAACUACAUCCAUCGCAUGCGGAAUAGAAACAAUCAGUUCGAACCGAUUACAAAAUUCUGCAACAAGGCCGAAGAAACAACACGGAGGUUUCUAAAGGACAAUCCGAACAUCCUAGUUUUGAAAUCGGAUAAAGGCAAUAAGACGGUAUUGAUGGAAGCCAGCGAAUACCGACAGAAAAUGCUUGAGCUUCUAGAAGACCGAAACACGUACAACCCCAUCAACGCAGAUCCCACGUCAAGAUUCGAAAAACAGAACAAUUCCAUCGUGAAACGGCUUCGCAAUCUGGAUCUCAUCGACGAAAGAACCAGCCGACAGCUGAUGAAGCACAACGCUGUCUGUCCAAGGAUCUACGGACAACCGAAGGCCCAUAAACCUGGUCUACCACUUCGCCCGGUCGUACCCAACAUUACGGCACCUUCGUAUAGUCUGUCCAAAUUCGUCGGGAAGAUCUUCCAACGAUCGCUGGUAAGCAGGUACAACAUAAGGGAUUCGUUUGAAUUCUGUGAAUUCAUUAACAAUGUCACCCUACCUGAUGAGCAUGUACUAAUAUCGCUAGAUGUGAAGGCGUUGUUCACAUCGAUCCCCAAAUCACUCGUGAUGAACAGCAUUAUCACAAAAUGGGAUGAAAUCAAACCGAACACAAACAUCUGUUUGGAUUUGUUCCUAGAAAUAGUGGAAUUCUGCAUAGAUUCCAGCUAUUUUAGGUUUGAUGGACAACACUACGAACAAGUGUUUGGGACGGCGAUGGGCAACCCACUAUCCCCGUACAUUGCAGACUGGGUAAUGGAAACAUUACUAGAUACGGUUGUCCGAAUGUUGGAAAUACCACUGCCAUUCAUUCGAAAAUUCGUUGAUGACCUGAUAACCGCUAUUCCUCUUAGUCGGUUACAGCAUGUCAUUGACACUUUCAACAGCUAUGACAUCCACAUCCAAUUCACUUACGAAAUGGAAGUGGACAACAAAUUACCGUAUCUCGAUAUGCUCUUAACACGCCACAGCAAUCAGAACGUAACAACAUCUUGGUACCAAAAGCCCAUCGCCAGUGGACGUUUCCUACAGUACCAAUCGUUCCACCCCCUCGGCCAAAAACUGAAUGUAGCCCAAAAUUUUGCGCGCCGAGUGAAUCAGCUGUCCACCAAUCUCGACGAACAGUCCAAAAGGAAAAUCGUUGAUGAUCAACUAAAGCUGAAUGGAUAUCCAAAGCCGCUCAGAAGCCGAAUCAUCAACCGAAUGAACGAACGGAACACCAAUCGCUCCAUCCAACACAGCGUACAGAACCUGGAAUAUACUUACCUUUCUAUUCCGAACAUACCUCACCUGUCGAACAUGAUCGACAGGGUCAUCAGGCGGGAGUAUACACAAGUACGACUCGCCAAGUACAAUGUUAGAAAGGUAAACAACAUGUUCUCGAAGGUGAAAGAUCCUGUGCCGCAAGAAAGCCAAUCGAAUGUAAUCUACCGUGUACCUUGUUCAAACUGCGAAGCCUCCUACGUAGGAAUGACAACAAAUCGACUACGAACGAGGAUGAGUGGACAUAAGACGCACUACAACGCACUUGAUCGUCUAUUGGAACAGGGCAACACAACGACAGACGAAAUCGCCAACCUCGGGGAACGCACCGCUCUGAUGCAUCACAGCAUUGCAGAGAAUCACCGGUUCGACCUGAAAAAUGUGAAAAUUGUAGAUAGGGCAAACAACACACACACUCUACAGUUUUUAGAAAUGUGCCAUAUUAAAAACACUGCGCACGCCGUCAACAAACGGACCGAUACAGAAGGGCUUCAUGCCGUCUAUGCAGGGAUCCUACACGAAAUAGGGAAGAUAAACAAACCAGCCAACGAAACCGAUGAGAAUGCAAGCACAACCAAUACACAGCUACACACACCUUUAUAAAUCCCCUUCAUUUUACACACUCACACACUUUGCCACACAAAACAGUUUGUACGUCAGUCCGGUCGGAGAAAACAGUGACCAAAGCGUAGGCGAUAAAAAGUCGAAGAAAAUCGUAGGCGAUCAAAGUCGAUAAAGCCGUCAAGAAAGCUCCACUGAAAAUACAGUGAGGUACAAACGGAUCGAUACAAGAGCAGUGAGUAGUUUCUGGAAAUAUUGAAAAAUACGAAAAUGUAAUUUAAUUUUAAUUAGCCAUAGCGGACGCCAUUACACCAUGACUCCGUAUAUUGAACGUUUCCAGAAAUCUAACAAGAAAACGUGCAUCUAAUCCUUGAAAAAGGUUAAAUAAAUAACCGAAACCGUCGGGUUAAAAUGCAAUAAUCGUUUUUGCAAACGUUUAGAGACUGCCAAGGCCGAAAACACCCCCUCUGCCGGUUCAAACACCAACAGUCGUAACGAAAAUCA
Aedes albopictus (Asian tiger mosquito) is the source of this 2852-nucleotide messenger RNA. RefSeq lists its product as uncharacterized. NCBI's taxonomy places the organism in Eukaryota, Metazoa, Arthropoda, Insecta, Diptera, Culicidae. The coding region runs from base 30 to 2390 and encodes 786 amino acids. The record is from RefSeq and is a predicted model, not a curated record. The transcript is spliced from 2 exons.